GGCAGAAGGUGUGCUGCUGCUGCUGAGAGCGCCAGUCAGUCAGUCGCUCACCUGCCGUCAGUGUCUCUCCGGUCAUGGACUAGUGCAGCACGUUAGUUUGGCACAUGACGGAGAGGAACGGGAAGCUCGGUUGUCUUUCCAAGCCAAAGGACUACUAUCUACCUCGCUGCCUUCGCGACUACUGUAGCGUAGCUUAAGAGCCGUUCGCUAUUUAUGUGUAUUUAUAUUUAUUUAUAGCGCGCGUUUCGUAUCUGCAUUGCACUGACUUUGGCGCCUCGAUGCUUUUACAUCAGUUCGUGAAUGGGACGCUGGAAACCAUGUAUCCCAGUAUUCAGAAAGACACGACUUUCACCAAGAUCUUCGUCGGCGGGUUACCGUACCACACCACGGACGCGUCGCUGCGGACACACUUCCAGACUUUCGGCGACAUCGAUGAAGCCGUGGUGAUAACGGACCGGCAGACGGGGAAAUCCAGAGGAUACGGCUUUGUCACUAUGAUAGAUAAAAGUGCAGCUGAGAGAGCUUGUAAAGAUCCCAACCCUAUUAUUGAUGGACGCAAAGCUAAUGUCAACCUGGCGUACCUCGGAGCCAAACCACGCAGCCCACUGGCAGGAUACUCGACUGGAGUACAGCAGGUUCAUCCAGCCCUGAUCCAGAGGCAGUAUGGACUCAGCCAGCCGUAUGUUUACCCUCAGGCCUUCCUGCAACCCAGUCUGGUUCUGCCCGCACAGGUCACCUCCAACGCCACGACCCCUUACCUUGACUUCAGCACUGCCUACACUCAGUAUGCCUCCUCAGCCUUCGAGCAGUAUCCCUACGCCCCCUCGCCAGGCUUCCUGAGCUACAUGUACCCUCCAGGCACCCCCGGGCCCUCCUCCGCCACAAACACCCCGGUCCCCACAGCCCUCCCCUCCAUCGGAGGCGGCCCCAGCACAGCCUUCAUCCAGAUCCCUCCUCAUCAGCUCCACGCCGACCGCCUGUAGAUCAGGCCACUGGGACCCACUGAACUCUGUUUUGGUCUGCUGAAAGGACAAAAGAAAGAGUAUUGUGACAGAUGUCGGUGGUUGCUUUUGGUAUCACUC
Molecule: messenger RNA, 1082 nt
Organism: Sinocyclocheilus anshuiensis
Lineage: Eukaryota; Metazoa; Chordata; Actinopteri; Cypriniformes; Cyprinidae
Product: RNA-binding protein 38-like
Exons: 5
Coding region: 279-983 (234 amino acids)
Biological process (GO): regulation of RNA splicing
Cellular component (GO): nucleus; cytosol
Molecular function (GO): mRNA 3'-UTR binding
Source: RefSeq, a predicted model, not a curated record